AUGAGCACAACUUCUCUUCUAUUCAGCAUAAUACAGGCUGUGAAGCCGCCUGCCUUGGUGAUCACGGGGAAAGAGGGCGAGCUUCGAGUGUUUGGCACAAACGUAGUAGAUGUGCACAUUUCCGCCAGCGGCUCGGGCAUAUCAAGCAGGCUAAAUAGAACUGUGGAGGUGCGGACGGUUGAGUUCCAGAAGGUUCUUAAAGAGUGCAGGCUGUUCUCGGACAUACAGUUCAGCAGAUCCUCGCAGGCAGCGAAGCUGUGCAUUGCGCAGGAUGCGUACAAGCUGCAGGUAGAGUGCGCCGUAAAGGACGCCGAGGAAAUAAAGCCGCCUGCACUGAACGCAGAAAUCAUAGUGGACUUAGACACGCGGCUUUUGAGGAGGGUUGUGACAAAAGAUGCGCACUCGAUAGAGAUUCGGCUCGAUCCGGAGAGCGUGCGGAUAAAAGUAAACGGAGUAAUAAAGGUGGAGGCGCACCAGAAGUCUGCAAAUUACAUUCGGAAGAAAGAAAAAUCGCAUGUUUUUAUCAUUCCAGCAGAGGGGUUUUUAAUUGUAUCUAAGAUAUGCCAUCUUGAGCCAAAUCGGGUCUUAAUGGGGGUGGUGAAUAGUGUCUCGAUCUUCUACCUGUACUUUGCAGAGGCCACUGUGAUAUGCUAUGCAGCGGGGACGCUUCUGCAGGUGUAG
Messenger RNA from Nematocida major, 681 nucleotides. RefSeq lists its product as uncharacterized. The transcript has a single exon. The record is from RefSeq and is a predicted model, not a curated record. Lineage: Eukaryota; Fungi; Microsporidia. The coding region runs from base 1 to 681 and encodes 226 amino acids.